AAUCUCUUUUAUCUCUCUCUCCCACAAAAGGACCUCCCUCAUAAAAACUACUUUCUGUUCCCUCCCUUUCAUUUUCUUCACUGACAGAGGAAUACCUGCACACUUUCUCACGCACGCACGCAUACUCAAAACAGAGCCCAUCAGACACAUACAUCACCCUCCCCCCCUUCUCUCUGCCUCUCUCUACUCUCUAGCUUAUGGAUAUGAUCAGAGAGAGAACAGAAGAGGACAGGGCAGAGAAAACACAGAGAUUUUUCCAGCUAUCUCCUCUGCCAUCCGAUUCAUCAAAUCCCUCUGAACCCCAUAUAAGACUCAUCUUUGCCAACUAGCUAGAGCAAACCAAACCAAACCAAACCAAACCCCUCUUCUUAUCUUUGUUUCUAUGGAGUCGUACAGCUAUUUUGACAGCAAUGAAGCCCACUUACCUCCUGGAUUUCGCUUCCACCCGACUGAUGAAGAGCUCAUAACAUAUUAUCUCCUCAAGAAGGUCUUGGACAGCAACUUCACAGGCAGAGCCAUUGCUGAAGUUGACCUCAACAAGUGCGAGCCAUGGGAGUUACCUGAGAAAGCGAAGAUGGGGGAGAAAGAGUGGUACUUCUUCAGCCUUCGUGACCGAAAGUACCCAACUGGGCUUAGAACAAACAGGGCUACUGAGGCUGGAUACUGGAAGGCUACCGGGAAAGAUAGGGAGAUUUACAGCUCCAAGACUGGUUCUCUUGUUGGUAUGAAGAAGACGCUGGUUUUUUACAGAGGGAGAGCUCCCAAGGGAGAGAAGAGCAACUGGGUCAUGCAUGAAUACCGCCUUGAAGGCAAAUUUGCUUAUCAUUACCUCUCUAGGAGCUCCAAGGACGAGUGGGUCAUAUCCCGGGUGUUCCAGAAGAGCUGCGCCGGCGGUGCAGCCACCAGCAGCGGCGGUGGAUCGAAGAAGACCCGCCUGAUCAGCUCCGCGGUAACCCAUUAUCCAGAGCCUAGCUCACCCUCCUCGGUGUCACUCCCACCGCUCCUCGAGUUCUCACCCUAUGCCAACGCCGGCAGUGGCUCCUCCGUCACCCUUACCGACCGUGAAGGCUGCUCGUACGACAGCCCAAUUGCCAGGGAGCACGUGUCCUGUUUCUCCACCAUUGCCGCAGCCGCAGCCUCCGCUGCCGCCACCAGCUUCAACCUCGCUCCACAGCCGCCGCAUAUAGCCGCCGUAGACCCCUAUGCACGCUUCCCUAGAAACGUCGGCGUCUCUGCUUUCCCGAGCCUGAGAUCCUUGCAGGAGAACCUUCAGCUGCCUUUCUUUUUCCCUCAGGCUGCGCCGCAUCAGCCAGCUCUUCACGCUGGCUCAGCCGAGCUGGGUGGGUGCAGCUCAUCCGGAACUUGGCCUAUGCCGGAGGAUCCAAAGGUGGAAGGCGGUGGCGGUGGCGGUGUGCGGAUGGGUAUGGCCUGUCCCACUGAGCUUGACUGCAUGUGGACCUUCUAAGAGCUUUUCAUUUGUAUUAGGGUAGUUUUCCUAAAAGCCUAUGUUUUUCUAACGUUAAUCGUGACUUAUCCGUAUGAACGAUAAAAAAUCUAGCGGUUUAUUACUUGUUUCUGAUAA
Molecule: messenger RNA, 1582 nt
Organism: Alnus glutinosa
Lineage: Eukaryota; Viridiplantae; Streptophyta; Magnoliopsida; Fagales; Betulaceae
Product: protein CUP-SHAPED COTYLEDON 2
Exons: 3
Coding region: 383-1465 (360 amino acids)
Biological process (GO): regulation of DNA-templated transcription
Molecular function (GO): DNA binding
Source: RefSeq, a predicted model, not a curated record